UCUAGCGCUUCUUUUCGCCAUUGCCACGCAGGUGGUCCUUGGAACAGGACUCAGUUACUCCUCAUGAGUUCAGGUUCGUCAUACUGGAAAAGGGGGACACUGAUAUUAUCCUCCUGGGUAUCAUCAUGCAUCAUUUGGCUUCACACCCCAUGUGACCCCUCAAACUUGGCUAUCACCAGGAUAUUAUUCGGCACGAUGAUGGUUCUAGACCAGCCAGCAGAACGUGGCCUGUCUUUCGUUGAGGAACGCUGGGGUGACCCGAAAGAGUGCCGCUUUCCUCUCUUCGAGUUCAUCCGACCGCUGUCCGUGGAGGCGAUGUACACCGUACACGUCGUGAUGUUGCUCGGUGCGUUGGGAAUGGCGACUGGCAUGUGGUUUAGGCGAAGUUGUCUGGCUUUUGUUGUUCCCUAUUGGUACCUAUUUUUACUGGAAAAGUCACGCUGGAACAAUCACAGCUAUCUCUAUGGCAUUUUCACGAUGCUUCUUAGCACCACAGGUGCACACAAGUUGUGGUCCUUCGAUGCAGGAAGGAAGCCUAACUCGUGGAAUACACACGUUCCGAAGUGGAACUACUUGCUUCUACGUUCACAGGUCUUCCUUGUGUACUUUAUCGCGGGUCUCAAGAAAAUAAACCGCGACUGGACUGGUGGAUUUUCCAUGUCGGGCCUCGGACGGCACUGGGUCUUUGAUACGUUCAGGUACCUCCUGUCUGAUGAAGAUGUCGAUUUCUACAUCAUACACUGGGGAGGCUUCUUGUUUGACCUAACAGUAGGGUUUCUGAUGAUGUCAUCGAUUACGAGAGCCACAGCGCUGCUCCUUUCCUUCCUUUUCAAUGGAAUGAAUUCCCAAAUGUUUCGAAUCGGUAUGUUUCCGUACGUUAUGAUUACCCUGUCGCCGUUGUUUCUCAAUUACGACUGGCCGAAGCAAGCGAUCGCGGCAUCUCCUGCAUGGGCGAAGAAGGUUCUGCCUCGAGUUACUGCCGCCGCUCAGAGCGUUGACUGUUUUUAUGCCAGGAAGACUGAACCUCGCUCGUCAACAAAAGAUGCUCACAGGGAAACGUCGAUUCCAAGAAAGUGGAAAUGGACAUUUCUUUUCUUAUGCUUACACUGGAGCAUUCAACUUUCGUUGCCGUAUUCCCACUGGCUGACCAAGGGCUACAACACGUGGACAGAAGGCAUCUACGGUUACUCUUGGGACAUGAUGGUGCAUAAUUGGAGACAGGUUCACGCGAAGGCCACGGUCUUCGACAGUUCGACAGGAGAGACCCGGUUCAUUGAUCCCAGCAAAUUUACGGCAUCUCUACGGUGGUAUCACCAGGCCGAUAUGGUGAAGCAAUUUGCUCACUGCGUUGAAAGGAGACUGAGGGACGAUUUUGGAAUGAAGAGCGUCCAGCUUUACGUCGACGUCUGGAUGUCGCUGAACGGCCGCUUCGCGCAAAGAAUGUACGACCCGACGGUGGAUAUCUUAAAGGCCAGUUGGUCUCCCUUUAAAGAAGUGUCAUGGGUGCUACCUGUGUUGACCAACCUGAACGACUGGAGGUUUGAUUUCGAGAAAAUAAUGAAAGAAGUCACGAACGACUCUACGCUGUCGAAUGUGAACGUCGAAUUUGUGGCAGACUUUCCCGGAUUCUCCCUCGUCAACUACCUCGAUGACAAGUUUCAAAACGUUUCUCUGAAAGUCCUCAGCGGCACAGUAUCGUUCCGUACGCAGUCAGAUGAAGUCGAGACAGUCUUACAACGUGGAGAUGCCAUAACCGUCCCGACCAGUGAAUACCACAAGGUUACCCCACUGAAGCACUCGAUAGCAUGCUACGUCUACGUGUUCACGGACAAUGUGCGACUAGACGACAACGCCUCACCUCUUAAUAUUGGCGGACAGGGAAACAACACCACGGCUAAGCAAAAGAAGCCGAAUGACAUCGUAUAUUACUUCGGUGAAUACGUAAACCAAUGGAAAACAAGUUUUCAGAGGUUAGGAGGCCUGUUCCGAGAACUAGCCACAUCCCUGAACAAGUCCUUCGGUUCUCUCUGCACGUCUUGCAACGCUUAGCUGAUAUGACUUCCUUUAAGACGUGUUUAUCGCUUACAUGCUCUGU
Molecule: messenger RNA, 2095 nt
Organism: Ornithodoros turicata
Lineage: Eukaryota; Metazoa; Arthropoda; Arachnida; Ixodida; Argasidae
Product: vitamin K-dependent gamma-carboxylase-like
Exons: 15
Coding region: 64-2049 (661 amino acids)
Biological process (GO): peptidyl-glutamic acid carboxylation
Molecular function (GO): vitamin binding; gamma-glutamyl carboxylase activity
Source: RefSeq, a predicted model, not a curated record